AUAGUAAUAGCUUUUUUGUAUGGGCCAUCAUCUCCAUACAAAUUUUUUUUUCUUUCCUGUACAUACAAAAAAUAUAUAGAGAUGAGGAUGAGAAUAUAUUUUCCAAAAUUUUAAAUUUUUCAGAAUAUAGGUGGUUUAUUAGGAGGUGAAUAAGGUUAAUACUUAAGAGAUAAUUAAUAGAAAUGGCUAAAAGAAGACAAAAGACCAGAACUCAUAAGAAGAUCUCGGAAGAGGAAUUAGCCAAGAUCCCCAGAUCAAUGGUAAUAAGACUUGGAUCAAGUUUAAAGAAUCAUUCCUUAAGUCAAUUAGUUAAAGAUUUUAGAAAUGUUAUGCAACCUCAUACUGCUAUUAACUUACGAGAACGUAAAUCAAAUAAGUUAAAAGAUUUUAUUGUUAUGGCUGGUCCACUUGGAGUAUCUGAUUUAUUUAUAUUUAAUCAAUCUGAACAAACUGGUAAUAUAUCUUUAAGAGUUGGAAAAUUACCUCGAGGUCCAACUUUACAAUUCAGAAUUAAUUCAUAUUCUUUAGUUAAAGAUGUUAGAAGAAUAUUAAAACAUCCAAAAUCAAUAGGUAAAGAUUCAAAAGAAUUCUUAACUCCUCCAUUAUUAGUACUUAAUGGAUUUUCCAAUAAAUUAAAUGAAGUAGAAAAUCAUGAAAAAUUAAUGAUCACCAUGUUUCAAAAUAUGUUCCCACCAAUUCAACCACAACUGACAAGAGUAAGUUCAAUUAAAAGAGUAUUAAUGAUAAAUAAAGAUCCAGAAACUCAACAAAUUGAAAUUAGACAUUAUGCCAUUAAUACAAAAUUAGUUGAAGAAAAUAGAAAUGUUAAAAAGUUAAUUAAUAGUCAUCAUAAUUUAAAGAAAAAUUUACCAAAUUUAUCUAAUAAUGCUGAUAUCUCUGAUUUAUUAUUAGAUCCAUAUUCAGUUGGUGGAAUAACUUCAGAUUCUGAAGUUGAAGAUGAUGCUAUUGUUGAAAUUAAGAAUGAAAAUAAUAAUAUUCCUAAUAAGAGAUCAUUAUCGAAUAAUAAUAAAAAAGAGGGAGAAGGUGAAGAAGAAGAAUCUGGUCCUAUUGGAACUCCAACUAGAAAGAGAGCUAUUAAAUUAACUGAAUUAGGUCCUCGUAUAAGUAUGUCAUUAGUUAAAAUUGAAGAAGGAUUAACUGGAUCAUCUAAGACUCUCUAUCAUUCUCUUGUUACUAAAUCCAAAACAGAUAUUGCUAAUUUGGAAAGAUCUCAUGCUAUUAAACAAAAAUUAAGGAAUGAAAGACGAGCCAAACAAUUGGAAAAUGUUACAGCCAAGAAUGCUAAAAAGGAAGAAAAGAAGGCAAGAAGAAAAGCUAGAGAAAAUGGUGAAACUCAAGAAGCUAAUGAAGAUGAUGAUGUGUCUAUGGAUGAAAAUGACAGUGACAGUGACAGUGAUGGACCAGAGCUUAAUCCUGAUGAUUAUGAAAAUGAUAGUGAUCUUUUCAGUGACAUUGAAAAGUAAUCUGAUAGCAUUAUUACAUAAAACUUGUAUAUUAAUAAUUCUAAUAAAUAAAUUUAGCAUAUU
Scheffersomyces amazonensis is the source of this 1547-nucleotide messenger RNA. It is a transcript of the gene SSF1, whose product is annotated as rRNA-binding ribosome biosynthesis protein. The transcript has a single exon. Gene Ontology annotation, molecular function: rRNA binding. The record is from RefSeq and is a predicted model, not a curated record. Gene Ontology annotation, biological process: ribosomal large subunit assembly; rRNA processing. Gene Ontology annotation, cellular component: preribosome, large subunit precursor. The coding region runs from base 183 to 1484 and encodes 433 amino acids. NCBI's taxonomy places the organism in Eukaryota, Fungi, Ascomycota, Pichiomycetes, Serinales, Debaryomycetaceae.